ACAAUUCGUCCAUCCAGUCCGAUAGGUGGCAGUACUCCCCGUAGUCAUGUAGCUAACGACGUUACGUUCGACGCUCGGUUUACAAACAGAGAAAGAAGAGAGCGUAACGUUAGCUUGAAGUAGCAUCGUAUUAUUAGCUAACUCAAUUAGUAUCGCUAAAUGCUGUUCCUAGUUAACGUCGUCAUCUGGAUGGGUGUCUUAAAGCGACGUAACGUUACCGAAUUUAGUGCCUUAGCUAGGUCAUUUGAAAUUAACAAGCGUUCAUGGGUAUAAAAGCUAACGUCAAUGCUGAUGCUAACCUAAGCAUAAUAGCUCUGUUAGCUCACAAUUAGUUAUCUAGCUAGCUAUGUUAACUAACGUUAACUUCUUUGCUAAGGCUACAAACGCUGGUUGCCAAUCGUUGUAUUAUUCAGAGAUAAAGUGACGCACUAUAAAUUGUGUUUUGUUAAAUGUGUGAAAUUAUGUUUCAGAAUUAACCAGACAGAUAGCUAACCAGUCGCCCAGCUAGCUAUAGCUAUAUCAAAAUAAGCAACUUCGCUACGCUAGCUUGAAUGCUACGAAAUAGUACUAUGUGAAACAAAUAGUAAAAGAGAAGCAGCAUUGAACUUUAGCUUAACCGUAUGCUGUCAUAUCUAGAGCGUUGUAGUUUUUCUUUUACAAAAAAAAGGAGUCUUAUUCAGACCAAUUUGUAUUGAAAAAAUAGUGAACUGGUUAAACUCUUAACCUGCCACACCUGAAGUGUCACUCCUUAUGGCUUCACUAGGCUUUACUCCUGCCAGCGGGCACGAUCUUUUCAGCAUUGAAACAACAGAAAAAUCCAGCCGUGAAACAAGCAACGUACUUAAUGGGAAUGAGGUCAGGCAGUUUUACGAACAUUUAAUAAGAAAUGGCGAAGAGCAAGAUUUAUCCAGGAGGAGUGAAAUCAGCCAGAAAGAUAAUGGCAGAGAGCAUCAGAAUAAACAGAGGAACAGAGAGUCCAGUAGAAGAGCGAGGAGGAGAGCCAGGGCUGCAGAGAUGCAGCAGGGUCAAACAGAUUCUGUGGUGCAAAGAGUGAUGAGUGGUGAAAGUGAAGCCAACCCAAGAAGACAGACAAGCAGUUCUUCAGAAAGAACCAUGGAGCUCCUGGGGCUCAGGUUCCUGCGUUGUGCCCAUGAUGGGGACAUCUCUGGCGUUAAAGACCUGCUCUCAAAGGGGGUCGACCUCAACUUCCAGGAUACUUACUUCUGGACAGCGAUGAUGUGUGCAAGCUGGUCGGGACAAAGAGCUGUGGUGAGGCUGCUGCUGCAGCACGGAGCAGCCUGGGUCGGAGUGGUUGAUACACAGGGCAGGGAUGCCAAAGACCUGGCGCUGGAAGCGGGCCACAAUGAGGUAUUGGAGGAGUUGGAGAGCUAUGGGAGAAGUACACAGAGAGACACACAAUCUGAUAGCAGUGCCCUCCAGUCUCAGUGGUGCGGUGUGUGUUGUAGCGAGUAUAGCAGUAGCCUGUCAUCCCAUCUCUCCUCCACUCUACAUCUGUUCAGUCUGCGGCGUGCUCCACCCACCCCUUACUACUGCCUCCCCCCCUCCAGCAACAGCUACAAGAUGAUGGUUCGUUGCGGCUGGAAACCAGGGACAGGACUAGGGCCAGAGGGAGAGGGGCCUCAACAGCCAGUGCCAACUGUGCUGAAGAGAGACCAGAAAGGCCUGGGGUAUGGACAGAUGAAAAGAGCCAAAGUUACUCACUUCCAACCCAGGGAUCGUGACGCAGUAAAACCACCAUCCAAGGAGAAAGAGGAGAGAGGAGGAAAAGGACAGAGAAAGGAAGACAGUAGGAGAAAGGAGCUAAAAGAUAAGAACUGGGAAAGAGAUUUCCGUGCCUCUUUUUAUCUUUGACUCCUGCUUACUGUGACUUUUCUACAAGCCCUUUCUCUAAACACAUCUCAAAGUAUCUCUAAAACAAACAAUCUAUUACAAAGUCAAGUUGGACCUGUUGUAAAGCUCCUGGAAGGUGUUUUCUCACCAAUUAAUAUGAAUAUCUUGACUCUACCUCAAAGCUAAAACUGUGUCCGUAUAUGGAAUUAGUUGUGCCGCUGCCCACAGAUGUGCAAUGACCAAAUGUAUUUAAUCUUUAUCAUGGUUGUGUUUUAAACUGUGUCACUAAAUAUGGCAUAUUUACUAUUGAUCCACUAAGACUUGGAUUUCAUUUCUAUAUUAAAAAAUACACUUGAGGUUCAUGAUCUAGGAAAAUGUUUUAAAUGUCAAACAGCUAUUUUGAUAUGUUUAAUAUAAUAAUACAAUAUAAAUUUAUAAGAGGAAAAAUAGUUUAGAUAUUGAAAGUUGUAUCAGUAAUUUAUCAUGAGUGACUGCAGUAAUGCUGUUAAAGUUCCUAAUAUGGUCCAUGGUUCUUUAACAUAGAAUGUUGCAACAGUGAACUCUUCCUCUGGAAGAGCUCCAGGUACCUUCUUACCUAAUUUGACACACCUGCACCCAUGUGACGGGUGAGUCACAUCAUAUGCGUGUGAAUGUCUGCCUUAUCGUCACAUUUGGCCAAGUAAUCUAGAUUGUUUUAUCUGAAAAGCCGGACUCCUUUUUUUUUCUUUUAUUUGUUAGGAUUGGACAUGUUUCAGGAUUGUAUUUAAAUAAGCACAGCUCAAGCCACUUCAAAGCCCUGUAACCCCCUCCUCCCCCCACGACUCCACAUGUGACUUCAAACAGGGCCACUAUUUCUAUUCCAAAGUCCAGGCUGAAGACAACAGGUGGCCAAGCUGUAGUCCUUAGAGCUCCAAGACUGCUAAACGCCAAAGUCCGUAUCAUUUUUUUAAGUCACAACUUCAAGCUUUGUACACUGAUUGACCAGGAAAACAAAACAACCUGUACAUUGUACUCUAAUCCAACAGUCUGUAUUAAACAAUAUUUUAAUUGUUA
Messenger RNA from Perca flavescens (yellow perch), 2904 nucleotides. RefSeq names its product G patch domain and ankyrin repeats 1 (gene gpank1). Gene Ontology annotation, molecular function: DNA-binding transcription factor activity; protein binding; nucleic acid binding. The transcript has 4 exons. Lineage: Eukaryota; Metazoa; Chordata; Actinopteri; Perciformes; Percidae. Gene Ontology annotation, biological process: regulation of DNA-templated transcription. The coding region runs from base 751 to 1872 and encodes 373 amino acids. The record is from RefSeq and is a predicted model, not a curated record.